Molecule: messenger RNA, 2018 nt
Organism: Prorocentrum cordatum
Lineage: Eukaryota; Dinophyceae; Prorocentrales; Prorocentraceae
Source: the annotation of a GenBank genome assembly
AGGAGGAGGAAGCCGCGGGCCCGAAUCUUGUGGGUUGCGGGCAGCGCGGGAGCCGCAGCUUUCAGGCAGGCGCCAACGGUGGCACGGAUGGAGACGACCGCUCAUGGUUCAUAUGUUUUCGGAUGUUUCCCAGCUUGCUUCUCACGCAUUUGUUGCUUCACCUACGUUUCCAAAAGUUGAGCAAGUAUCACAAGCGAUGCAGAGAAUGGACAAGGCGGCGAGAGCGCGCAUCGCGCGCGUCAAACUCGCACAUGUCGGCGUUACUAAGUACUGGUUGAACCAUGGCAAUCCAUUCAGUCACGUCGCAGUGGCGACACAUCUUCACAUCUUUUGUAUGAGGACGAUGUUCAACACAAUGUGCGGGAUACGCACGCGAGCGUUUUCGCACCGAGUGCCAGCCAAUAUAUUGGUUUUGCCGCCGUACCAUCCGAGCUGACCUGAGCGUCGUUCGGUGCCGUCACCCCCUGCCGAAGAUCAGCAAGUGCUUGACUCACCCUCGACACCGCCACCGCCGACUAAUCCAGUGGACAGUUCUUGCAUUGUUGGGAACACGCGUUUUACCGAAGUGGCACAGUCGAGAGUUGUGACAACCUAGUCGCCAAGUUUAGCCACAAUGACAGACGUGAGAGAGAAGGUGGAGGCCCCGAGGUUCUGUCGCGGACAGUUUUCACACACAGUUGCACCCGUUCCGUUUUUUCACACUGAUAUCGAAGCAGCCUCAUCUUCGAGCCUUCCACAAGCGGCCGCUCAGCAGGCCGGGAUGGGGUUGUCGCAUUCCCGCCCGACCGGUGUUUUACCGAAUUGCCGCUUUUCACGACGGGCCAAGUUGCUGCUUGGACAAGUCCUGAGGGUUAAAGUAUCAUUUCUAUUCACGGGUUGUUUGGCUGCCAGUGGGCUUAAAUGGCACGGCAGAGUGUGGUGUAUUGCGCUCCGAUGGUAUGGUCAGAAGAAUAUUGUAUGAUCGAGAACCUCAAGGUAUUCCCAUCGAGCGUUGCAAUCUUUACAGCCAAACAAGAUCUGUAGCGGACAGAUCAGCAAACCAUGAACAAACGUACGUUUCUCAAGUUGACAUGUCUGUUGAUUGCCACCUUCAUCGACACAUCCGCCGCCAUCUAUGCAUGCCCCGAGCGCAGAAGAGACAAGAAAUCCAUUGCCACGGCCUUCAUCAAAGGAUGACACCGUUUGUUCUGUGGUCAAUUUCUUGAACUAUGAGGGAUAACACACUGCUGCCAUUCUUCGCAAACGUAGCUUCUGCAGCGUAGGCCACACGGUGAUGGCCCAAUGGUCCGACGGAAUCAUCAUGCAUGAGGCGUUGCGAGCGUGGCAACUGUCGGGCACAUCACAUUCACAUGUUUCGCCCGGUGUUUCCUCAUCAUCAUCAUCAGCACCAUCAUAUCCGUCUUCAUCGCCAUCAGCUUACACGACCUCAAACGGUCCUGUUUUGCGCGCUCUCGCUCUUGUGCCUGAGGAAGUGGAGGCCGUGGCUCGGAGGGCGGCCGGGCAGCCUGGCGUUGCAAUAAAGAGAUUUUCGGUGAGAGCACUCUGCCACCAAAGACUUCAGGUGAGGGCACCGACCCAGCAGUGCUGCACGCCCCUCCUCCUUGUCGCUCUCGUCACCACCAUCCUCUUCGUACUUCUACUCGUCCCUAUCGUUACCAGCAUAUUUGAUCCCAAGGAACGCAAGUUUCCGAGCGUUCGUCUUGGUGCUGGAAAAAGGUGCAGGUGUGCAUUGAUUUGACUCUCUAUUCGGCGGCGGAGGCGGAGAAACUUUCCUGCUUGGCCCGCGGUGCGUGCAGCCUGCCAGUGAACAGACUUUCGGCAACGGCAGUCCUCCAGCACGGGCCCUCGGUGAGGGCAUCGGACCAGCAGAAGGGGUUGAGAAAACGAUGCGAUCGGCAUUUUAUACUUCAGAGCCCCAGCUCUUGCUAGUUGGGAUUCAACUACAGAGCGAGACGACCGCCACGAGCGAGUCGACCGCCACGCGCACAGUGCGGGCAGUAGGUUCGUGAUGGGGGGCG